Molecule: messenger RNA, 1383 nt
Organism: Sinocyclocheilus grahami
Lineage: Eukaryota; Metazoa; Chordata; Actinopteri; Cypriniformes; Cyprinidae
Product: ran-binding protein 3-like
Exons: 15
Coding region: 32-1375 (447 amino acids)
Biological process (GO): protein export from nucleus
Source: RefSeq, a predicted model, not a curated record
GGUGCAUUGUGGGCGUGCACGGAGAAGUAAAAUGGCGGACUUGGCGAACGAAGAGAAGCCUGCCAUAGCUCCUCCAGUGUUUGUGUUUCAGAAGGACAAGGCACAGAAGAGAUCCGCAGAUGGGUCGAGUGCGGAGGACGGGGACGAUUCAGAUCGAGAUGAUGGCGAGUACUGUCCUCCGGUAAAGAGAGAGAGGACCUCAUCUCUGACCCAGUUCCCCCCGUCACAUUCAGUUCCCAAGAAUAAUAUCUUUAUGCCCUCAAGUUUAUGCCAGUCUCCAACUGGUAAUUCAGACUCGGAGCCAGAAGAGAAGCCUGUCGGGUUCAGGUUGAAACCUCCCACGCUAAUUCAUGGCCAGGCCCCAAGCGCAGGUUGUUUUCCAGGCGUUCCAAGUCAGAAGCCCAAAGAACAGCAGCGCAGUGUUCUGAGGCCAGCUGUUCUACAGGCGCCUCCGGCCAAAACCCUCACAGAAUCCAUCAAGACCAACUCCAGCUGUGGAACAAAUGGAGUGGGGAAGUUUGGAGAUUCAUCAUCAGAGAGCCGAUCCGUUUUCCUGAACAACACAGAGAGCUCGGACAAAUCACCGAAGCGGGAGAAGGAAGGAGAAGAAAAUGGAGGUGGACAGAAAGACGACUGCAGUGAAAAGAAGGAUAGUGCGGUGGACUCAUCGUUUGUGUUCGGGCAGAAUAUCAAAGAGCGAGCGAAGUUGGAUGAAAACAACACGUCCAGUGACUCAAAAGACUCCACACGAGAUUCUCAGUCUGGCAGCACCAAUUAUUUCUUACAGUACAUGGGCAGCGCUAGCUCCAACAAUGCCACCAACAGCUCAGAUAAAGGCUCCAAGUUUGUUUUUGGCCAGAACAUGUUUGAGAGAGUUCUGAGCCCCCCAAAAGGAGGCGAGGUGUCAGUCGAGGCCAGUAAAGACAGUUCAGCUCCAGCAUCUGAGCCGUCAUCACAAGAGGCCACACCUGAGAAAAAUCACAGUGUAACCGAGUCUCUGGAAGAGUCGGCAGCCGCGUACACCAAAGCCACUGCCAAGAAGUGCAUUCUGGAGAAAGUAGAGGUCCGCACAGGAGAGGAGGCGGAGAGCAACGUGUUACAGAUGCAGUGCAAGUUGUUUGUGUUCGAUAAGCCAGCUCAGUCGUGGGUGGAACGAGGCCGCGGUCUGCUCAGACUUAACGACAUGGCAUCCACCGACGACGGCACCUUACAGUCAAGAUUAGUGAUGCGCACGCAGGGCAGUCUGCGGUUGAUCCUCAACACGAAGCUCUGGCCUCAGAUGCAGGUGGAUAAAGCCAGUGAGAAGAGCGUUCGUAUCACAGCCAUGGACACUGAGGACCAGGGCGUCAAGGUCUUCCUCAUAUCGGUAGGAUGAACACCUCU